Molecule: messenger RNA, 1593 nt
Organism: Trichoderma citrinoviride
Lineage: Eukaryota; Fungi; Ascomycota; Sordariomycetes; Hypocreales; Hypocreaceae
Product: lanosterol 14-alpha demethylase
Exons: 3
Coding region: 4-1584 (526 amino acids)
Biological process (GO): ergosterol biosynthetic process
Molecular function (GO): oxidoreductase activity, acting on paired donors, with incorporation or reduction of molecular oxygen; monooxygenase activity; iron ion binding
Source: RefSeq, a predicted model, not a curated record
AAGAUGGGCGUCCUCCAAGAUGCCGCCAACCAUCCGGUGGCCCAGCUCUACUUUGAGCAAGGCAUUGGCGCGCGGAUUGCCAUUGGCGCUGCCGGCUUCAUCGCCCUCGCCGUCUUCCUCAACGUCCUGCAGCAGCUGCUCCCGAAAAAGGCCAGCGAGCCGCCGAUGGUGUUUCACUGGUUUCCCUGGAUCGGCAGCACGGUGAUUUACGGCAUGGAUCCUCCCAAGUUCUUCCGCGAGAAUCGUGCAAAGUAUGGCGACGUCUUCACCUUUAUCCUGCUCGGCAAGAAGACGACCGUGGCCGUGGGCCCCGCUGGAAACGACUUUAUCCUCAACGGAAAGCUCAAGGACGCCAAUGCAGAGGAGAUUUACAGUGUCCUGACCACGCCCGUCUUUGGACGAGAUGUUGUCUACGACUGCCCCAAUGCCAAGCUGAUGGAACAAAAGAAGUUCAUGAAAAUCGCCCUCACGACCGAAGCGUUCAGGAGCUACGUCCCCAUCAUCUCCCACGAGGUUAUCUCCUACUUUAAGCGCGAUCCCGACUUCAAGGGCAAGUCCGGCAUUGUCGACAUCCCCAAGAAGAUGGCCGAGAUCACAAUCUUCACUGCCUCCCACGCGCUCCAGGGCAGCCUCAUCCGCAGCAAGUUCGACGAGACCCUGGCCGACCUGUACCACGACCUCGACAUGGGCUUCACCUCCAUCAACUUCGUGCUCCACUGGGCGCCUCUCCCCUGGAACCGCAAGCGCGAUCACGCCCAGCGCACCGUGGCCAAGAUCUACAUGGACACCAUCAAGGAGCGACGCGCCCUCGGCGACCAGGACAAGGAACUCGACAUCCUGAAGCACCUCAUGACGUCCAAGUACAAGGACGGCACCCCCGUUCCCGACCACGAAAUCGCCCACAUGAUGAUUGCCCUGCUCAUGGCCGGCCAGCACUCUUCGUCCUCCACCAGCUCCUGGAUCAUGCUCCGCCUCGCCCAGUACCCGAACAUCGUCGAGGACCUCUACCAGGAGCAGAUCCGCGUCCUGGGCGCCGACCUGCCUCCCCUCCAGUACGAGCACCUCGCCAAGCUGCCCCUGUGCCAGGCCAUCGUCAAGGAGACGCUGCGUCUCAACGCCCCGAUCCACUCCAUCAUGCGCAAGGUCAAGCAGCCGAUGCCCGUCCCCGGAACCAAAUACGUCAUCCCCACGUCCCACGUCCUCCUCGCCGCGCCCGGCGUCAGCGGCUCCGACCCCAACUACUUCCCCAACCCUGAGCUGUGGGAUCCGUACCGCUGGCUGCCCGGCUCGCCCAACGCUCCCCUGCUGGCCCGGAACGACGAGGAGGAGGAGAAGAUCGACUACGGCUACGGCAUCGUCAGCAAGGGCGCCGCUUCGCCGUAUCUCCCCUUCGGCGCGGGCCGCCACCGAUGCAUCGGCGAGCACUUUGCCAACCUGCAGCUGCAGACCAUUGUCUGCGAGGUGGUGCGACUGUUCAAGCUGAGCAACGUGGACGGCAGCAACAACAUUGUCGGCACCGACUAUGCUUCUCUGUUCUCCCGACCGCUGGAGCCCGCCAAGAUCCGGUGGGAGCGGAGAGAUUGAGGGGAUGUC